This is a messenger RNA of Populus euphratica (Euphrates poplar), 777 nucleotides long. Its product is annotated as heavy metal-associated isoprenylated plant protein 26. The transcript has 2 exons. Gene Ontology annotation, molecular function: metal ion binding. Lineage: Eukaryota; Viridiplantae; Streptophyta; Magnoliopsida; Malpighiales; Salicaceae. The record is from RefSeq and is a predicted model, not a curated record. The coding region runs from base 111 to 563 and encodes 150 amino acids.
GCACUUUGUGUCAUGCAUUUCUCUUGAUACACAAUAUUUGAAACGAAUUAAAAUCAGAUAUAUCAACCAUUAAUUGCAUUAUUUUCUAGAGUGAGAAAAAGAAACACAGAAUGGGAGUUGCAGGAACUUUGGAGUAUUUCUCUGAUUUACUGAGCAAUGUCAAGAGAAGAAAGAAAAAGAAGCAGAUGCAAACGGUAGCUCUCAAAGUCAGGAUGGACUGCGAGGGCUGUGAACGUAAGGUCAAGAGUGUCCUCUUCGGAGUUAAGGGUGUUAAAUCUGUGGACGUAGACAUGAAGCAACAAAAGGUGACUGUGACUGGGAACGUAGAGCCGAAGAAAGUGUUGAAGGCAGCUCAAUCAACAAAGAAGAAGGUAGAGAUGUGGCCUUAUGUGCCAUACACUUUAGUGGCACACCCCUACGUUUCACAGGCUUAUGACAAGAAAGCACCUCCGAAUCAUGUUAGAGCAAUUCCGGUCACAGCCACUAUCAGCGAGACCACCAUGGACGAUAACUACACCAACAUGUUUAGCGAUGAGAACCCCAAUGCCUGCUCCAUCAUGUAAGAUUAUAUGGAGUACUGUAGAAUAAAAUGUAAAGUUAAGGGUAAUUAAAUUAAUCUGGUUAUUUGGUGUUAAUCUUGUUUACUAAACUCUUAAAAUUUUCUUUCGAGUAUUUGUUGUGGAUACGUGGAGGUAGACAUGGCCAAUAUAGUAGAUUAAAGAGUGUGGAUCCAUGGUUAUGCUACAGCUACUUCUGUAUAGUUUAUGUAGUGGUGUU